Ictalurus punctatus (channel catfish) is the source of this 890-nucleotide messenger RNA. RefSeq names its product adenylate kinase 9. Gene Ontology annotation, biological process: AMP phosphorylation. Gene Ontology annotation, cellular component: cytoplasm. The record is from RefSeq and is a predicted model, not a curated record. NCBI's taxonomy places the organism in Eukaryota, Metazoa, Chordata, Actinopteri, Siluriformes, Ictaluridae. The transcript is spliced from 6 exons. Bases 268 to 888 code for a protein of 206 amino acids. Gene Ontology annotation, molecular function: ATP binding; nucleoside diphosphate kinase activity; AMP kinase activity.
UGCGCACGCGCGUUGAGCCAGGAGGGUCGCCAUGGUAACACUGCAACACAGAAUAUAGAUACAUUGGGAGCGUGCGCGUGACCUCAGAAUUAACUCUAAAUGUUCUUUUCAUAUCUCCAGAACCGAAGCAGCACAAACGACUGAGACUGUUCUGCCGAGGUUUAGCGGUGGGCGGGGAAACUUCACGCAGGUUUCAGACAGCCUUUUACAUUUGUUAUUUACUUUGAUAGGUUUUCGUUUGUUUGUUUUGAAAGCUUUCUCGUCACCAUGGCGUCUCACGGCCCUGGUGCGCGUGGAACCCACUUGUCUGACGAGCUGAUGGAGGAUGAAGCUGAGAAUGAAUUUCUGCGUUCCAAGCCUUCGUCCUUUCUUAUCCUUGGGAAACCUGGUGUUGGGAAGUCGACCCUUGCCAGAAACUUGGCCCGGACUUGGGGGUGUGUCCUCAUUGAUGACACGCCACUGCUCAGCACUCACAUUCGUGAUGGUACAGAGCAAGGGAAAGAGCUUUCAGCGAUCCUGGCUGAGGGAAAGAACAUUCCGGAGGAGAAGAUGGUGAUGUUAGUUCUCGAAAAGCUGAAAACUGCAGAGGUGGAGAACUACGGCUAUGUUCUGUCAUGUCUGCCGUCCAUGUCUGGGGAAUAUCUGAAGAUUCACGAGCAAAUAGAACUGAUACGAAACCAAACACACCCACCGGACUUCAUCAUCAACAUAAAGUGUGAAGAUAAGGACCUGAUCAACCGCCUUGCAGGCCAGAAGCAGCAGCAGGACGCAGUGAAAAAGGUGUCACGUAACAGUGAUGAGGAGGACGAGGAGGACGAGGAGGAGGACAAGGAGGACGAGGAGAAGAUGAAGGAUGAGGCACUUUUACAUUUACAUUUAUUCGUUUAGCA